UAUGAUGCUGUCCUUGUGAGACGCUACGGUACGGUACAAGUACCGUACUUACGCCUCGCAGAGUAAGGUACGAUAUCUUGUAUGAUAGGGUACAAGUAAUACAUACGUACAUAUGGUACUACCGGUACUGGUGUUGGCUACACGAUAGACGCUGCACCCAUCGGUCAUUUCGAUCUCGAUCAUGUCGAGAAAUCUUGCGGUUAAAAUCGUUGCUACGAUUACAAAGCACGAACCAUCGCAUCUCGAUCAGAGAAUCGAUCACGUCAAAUCAGGAUCCAUCGAGACAAAUCCGAAACCUUUUUUCACCAUGGCCGUCCUACAAACGAAACACGCCACUCUGAUCCUCCUCCUCCUCGUUGYCUGCGUCCUUGGCCUCGCUUCUGCCGGAACGAACGAGGCCGGCCUGGCCUUUCUCGAAGAAAACCGCGGCAAGCCCGGGGUGGUGGAGCUCCCAUCGGGCCUCCAGUACAAGGUUCUCCGGAGGGGCCGCGGAACAGCGCACCCGACCAGCGGGAGCCCGUGCAGCUGCCACUAYGAGGGAACGCUCAUCGACGGGACCGUCUUCGAUUCGUCCUACGAACGGGGGGAACCGGCGUCCUUUGCGCCCAACCAGGUCAUCAAGGGAUGGACAGAGGCAAUGCAGAUGAUGGUCGCCGGGGACAAGGUGCGUGUGGCUAUGAAUUCUUGGCGCUGGGUUUCGUCUUUUGCGCUGUGCCGACUAGAGCUUGGUGAAGUUUUGUGGGUUCGCCUUUGCUCCUUGUUUGUUUGCUGGAUUGCCGGAUUGCUAACCUUGGCUCUCCCGCACAAUGUUUCGCACCAACCACCCCGUCUCUUCUAUUCUGUCAGUGGGAAAUGUACAUUCCGAGCGAACUGGCCUACGGCGAUCGCGGAAGCCCCCCAAACAUCGGUCCGGGAGAGACGCUGAUCUUCAGGAUGGAAAUCCUAGCCAUCCAGGGCAGCAGCACCCCAGCCCUCCAGUGCAAGAUUGCUUCGCCCGACGACGACUGCAACGAACGCGAGAAAACCUACAUCGGCAAGGUUUCUGGGUACGACGCAUCGAAGGCUUCCAAGGAAAUCCGGCGAUUGCGCAGUAUCCUGGGCGGACCCAUGAAGGACGACCUGAGGGAUUGGGCUCGCCGGCGGGUUAACAUUUUGGAACAAGUCGUCGAGGGCCAGGAGGCGGAAUUGUGACGGGGCUUUCGUGCCGGCUGAUGGAUCUUUUCUCGUUCAACCAUUCGUCCAAAGACGGGGCGCCAUUGGGCGCCGUGAAAGGCUACGCUCGGGCAUGAAACACAACAAAUAUUUUUUUCGUUCUCGUUCCUAUCCCGUCCAAUUGAAUUGAAAUCGAUAUCCUUGAAUAGUAAUCUAAGGGAUUUAAUUUAUUUUGGAUCUACAAGGUCGAACACAAGUUUUGUUCUUUUCAAACAUGAACCCACGCUGAUUCUAAGAUCUACCACAAAAGCGACCCUUCCUCCACACACCUUCUCGUUGUAUGGUUCCGUCGACGCGAACCUCCUUUCCAACUCCGUGCUUGAGGCCAUCCUUCCAGUGCCCUACAAAUCGGCGACCCUUGCUGUUUUUUGACUCGUCGCUGCUUCUGCGUCCGUAUUUGCUGUUCUCGGUCAGAUUAUGGUAAAUCAGAAUUCCUGAGCCGUGCAUUUCGUCCCGGAAAAAGUCUCCCAAAUACGUGGUGGCCGAUGUGGUGUAGAUGCCCUUGCCGCAGCGAAAGCCCUGUUUAUCGAACUUGCCGACGUAAGUAGGUCGCUCUUCCUCGCCAUUUCUGCUGCGGCUGCUUGGAUCUGCAGGGUACGUCAUUUUCCCUUCCAUCAUCGUUCCACGGUCGUACGUGCCUUCGAAGACGCGACCAUCCGGGAACUUUGUCCUACCGUAUCCGUGCUUGAGAUUGACGGGUUUGCCGUUGCCCUCUUCCGACAAGAGGAAGAAUCCGGUGUAUACCUCGUGGGUACGAAUGUUUCGAACCUUUCCCCCGGCGCUAAAAUUGGAACUAGAGGAGGCGAAAGACGAACUUGAUUGAGGCUUGGCACAUUCCUCCUCGCCGCUCAAGUUUUCGGUGCUUUGGUUGUUGUCGGUGAUGGGCUUGCUGCUGUUGAUUUUGUUGCAGUGGCUGCUUUCUGCCCGCCAAGAGUGAGCCAGCAAGCCGUUGCUAUCCUCGUCCUCUUCUUCCUCGUCCAAAAACAACGAUAGAUGAUGGGAAGAGUCGUCUAAGAGAAGCGGUGGCGGCGGAGGAGUUUUUGGCUUCGAGAUUGACUUUUCUUUUCGCAAUGCAGCCGACUUUGGAGGCGAUGACGAAAGGAUUGAUCGCUCUCUUCUUAGCAAGUUAGAUGUUCUCUCUUUUCGUAGUGAAGUACAUAGUGGAGGUGAUGGAAUCGAUCUUUCUUUUCGAAGCGAUUCACAAGCAGAUGAAGAAGCGUUUGCGAUCAAUGAAGCAUCAGAUUUGGUUUUGCCAAUCGUACUUUUUUUGACAGAGGAUGAGGGAGGAGAUGAAGACUUGCUGCCCUCGAUCGAGAUUUUCACCGAGUUUCGCCUCGGAUGCGGUGACGAUAGAAUUGCCGUUCGCUGUAUAGUGCUGGUAUCGGACUUCGAUCUUCGAACCAUUCUGUUCGGCGAUCUUGAACGCGGCGCCGAAACGGGCACUUCUAGGGCGUUAUGCGUCUCUGUCCUAGUCGUACCACGUUGGUGACUAGGUGUUUUCUUUAACCCAAGCGUUGCUAUCGAUCGACGAGGGAGGGGACUCUUUGGGCUAGAAUUGCUCUCUCUAUCCUCGGCUUUGCUAAACUGUGAUGUUGCCGACCUCGUCUUCGUCCUUCCCAAUGAUGCUAUGUACUCAUUUAUAUCAUCAGUAUCGUUGCAAUGAUUCAGAACAAUAUUAUUGAUACUGCUGGCACUUCUACUGCUCAAGUGCCCACAAGAAUGAAUAUCCUGCGACUCAUCAGUAUUCUGAUAGCGGUAAUUCAUUUCKUGCAUACGCAAAUCUCCAAGGCUACCAGACGUUGUCUUGGCGAAGAUUCUAUUUCCGUCAAAGGUACUAGAUGUUUUUGAGAGUUUCAGAUCCAACUUUCCGUUCCUCUGAUCCACUCUGUCAGAUUUUGGUUUUCUACCACGUCGUUUUUUGCCAGAUUUGUCUGGGGACUUCGUCUGUUUCUUCUCUUCKUCUAUUACUUCCUGCCUGACCUCAGGCGAUGACGAAAGACUUGUGCGUUCUUUUCUUCGUCUGGUGGGCGACGAUGACAUUGCCGUGCGCUCAUCUCUUCGUCUCGUAAGAGACGAUGAAAUCGCUGUGCGCUCUUUUCUUUGCCCAGUGGGCGAUGAUGACAACAUAUGUCUUGUGCGUUCCUUUCUUCGUUUAGUGGGCGAUGUCGAAAUGGUCCGCUCUUUUCUUCUGGUUGGCGAUGUCGAGAUGGUACGCUCCUUUCGUCUACUGAAGGAAGACUUCAUUAUGCCUUUUACGUCUUCUGUUGUUUCUUUUUCGAUCCAUCUCGAAGGUGAUGGUGAUACYGUGCGGCCUCUUCUCGUAAUGGGCGACAAUUGCAAAACACGCUCCAUUCGGCUUGAAGGGGAAGUUUUUUCUGUGCGUUUGACUCGUCUAGUGGGAGGCGAUAAUUUCAACAACUUCGCAGACUUGGAAGACGAUGAUGACGAAAACGAUGAGGUCGUUGAUGUGCUUGGUGAUUCAGAUUCUUGGCAGUAGCUUUCCGUUUCUGACUGUUUUGCAAUCUUGGUAAUUAGUUUUGAUGUUUUUUUGGUAUCAUUACGUGGAAGGUCUUUGUUGUUCAAGAUGGCACUACCCGAAGAAGACUUCAAGAGAUCCAGUACAUCCAUCACAAGACGUCUGGUUUCAUCGUCCAAUUUACUCUCGCUCUGGCUUUCUUCACUUCCACGACUGUUAGCCAUCUUACAUCGUUCUAAUCGAUGUCGUAAUGGUGUUAACGACAUGUGAAGAUUAGCACUCUCCUGUCCGAUAUUAUUGAUCAUUGCUGUACAAAUAGACAAAGUUCCUAGUU
This is a messenger RNA of Pseudo-nitzschia multistriata, 4022 nucleotides long. The record is from the annotation of a GenBank genome assembly. NCBI's taxonomy places the organism in Eukaryota, Bacillariophyta, Bacillariophyceae, Bacillariales, Bacillariaceae.